AUGAAUGCCCGACUAGACUUUGCUUUUUGUACCUCGGUUGCAGCCAGCUCAUUAGGCCGGGGGGUUACAGCACAACUGACAUUCCCUCGUCUCUCAUUUUCAGAAUUUGGUACCGGCUGCUGCCAACUCGGCCGGCUUCGAGAUAUUCAGUUGGGAGUUAUGCCUAUCGGUUGGCCGGCCGAACCGCCCCCAACGGUCAGGCCUGAGCAGGUGAAAGGCCGGUUUCGGUGA
Molecule: messenger RNA, 231 nt
Organism: Protopolystoma xenopodis
Lineage: Eukaryota; Metazoa; Platyhelminthes; Monogenea; Polystomatidea; Polystomatidae
Source: the annotation of a GenBank genome assembly